UGUACUUAACAUCAUAACUGAGCUGGUGAUAUAAGGAUCUGGCGAAAUCGCACAAUAAAACAACAACAUCAACAUCUAUCAGUGAUAGAAGGAAUCACAAUAACUCCGACCUCUACCCCUAGCUGACAUCCAUCCAUUGCCUUGCCAUCAUCAUCACACCAUCUAGUGUAGCUUCCGUUAGUUUCCAAGCAACAUGGAUUUCGAUCAUAUAUUGGCAAAAUGUGGCGACUUUAGUCGUUAUCAAUUAUUAAUAUUGACUCUUUUUGGAGUCGUCAAUGUCAUUGUAUCAAUGCACUACUUUACCCAGACUGUGAUAAGUUUUGUACCGGAUCACUGGUGCUACCAUGAGAAAUUAGAGAAUAGGACAUUCGAUGAAAUAGCGGCCAUAUAUUCCAAGUUCCCCAAUCCUUCGUGCACAAAACUGGCCGAUGUGAAUGGCCUUAAUGCCACAGCCAGUACGGAGAAGUGUACCCGUUGGAUAUACAACUAUGACUUUGGUUAUCGUAGUAUGAAUACGGAGCUAAACUGGGUUUGUGAGUCCUCGUAUAAGGCUCGCAUUGGACAAUCGCUGUUCUUCAUUGGCUCUGUGGUGGGAACUUUGUUCUACGGCUUGCUAUCGGAUAAAAUUGGACGUUUGCCAGCUUUGAUUUUGUCAAACCUCUCCGGUUUCAUAGGCGACUUUUCCACCAUCUUCACAAGCAGUGUGACUUCAUUUACAUUGUGUCGCUUUAUUUCCGGCUUGGCAGCAGAUACAAAUUUCUAUCUAAUGUAUAUAAUAGUUCUAGAAUAUCUACGCCCCUCGAUGCGCACCUUUGGCCUUAACAUGGCGGUUGGUGUCUUCUAUACCAUCGGCUUAGUUUUCACUCCCUGGAUGGCUGUCUUGGCUGGCCAUUGGCAGUAUUACUUGGCCAGCACUUCGAUACCCAUCCUUUUUAUAGCCACCUACUACUUCAUGGUACAGGAAAGUGCCCAAUGGCUGGUUACCCGCAAUGAUGUUGAUGGUGCUAUUAAAAGACUGAAACGUGUUGCGAAAAUCAAUGGCCGUAAAGUCAGCAUUACCGAUUUUGAGGAGUUCCGCAAAUACUGUGAGAAACAGCGACAAAAGCAGGGUGGUGAUGAUCAAAAGCAUUCGAAUUUGAUUGAUAUGUUCCGAACGCCCAGAAUGAGAAAACACACCUUGAUAUUGUUUUUCAAAUCCAUGGUUAUUACACUCUGCUACGAUGUCGUCUCGCGUAAUGUCGAAGGAAUGGGCAUUUCACCCUUCAUCAUGUUCUCGCUCAGUGCUUUAGUCGUUCUGCCAUCCAGUCUCAUGUUGGUGCUGCUUCAAGAUCGCAUUGGACGCAAAGGCAUGGCUUCGGGUUCCCUAUUGGUGGGUGGUUUCUUCACCGUAGCUGCUGGCAUAGCUAUUGCGUAUCAAAAAGGAAGCCACAAUGCCAUAUUAUUGGCAUGCCUGACAAUAGCAGCACGUUUUGGUGUGGCCAUUUCGUAUGAGUCGGGUUCGCAAUAUGCCACGGAACUUAUACCGACAUGUGUUAGAGGACAAGGUGUGGCAGCGGUGCAUGUAGCAGGAUUUGCGGCUUCAUUCCUGGCGCCUUAUAUACUAUGGCUGGGUACAUUCUUCAAGGCGGCACCUUCAAUGAUAUUGGGUGUGUUAUUCUUUUCGGGUUCAUUGGUGUGUCUGUUAUUGCCUGAGACAUUGAAUAGAUCCCUGCCCAAAACCUUGGAAGAAGGUGAAGAGUUUGGCAAAGGCGAAAGUAUGUUCGAUUUUCCCUGUCUCUCGAAAAACAAAAAUAAAUCCACGGAUUCGGAUUCCGAAAUGGAACCCUACGAAAAGAGAAAACAAUCACUGACCGCUGGCCUGGAGCACGGCAAUGGCAGUGCCCAUGUCAUAGCCGCUAGUCGGCAUGACAUUAUAGAUGAUAACAGCAAUAGUUGUGCAUAGAAACACCAAAAUGAUUGAACCUCCUCCAGAGCCUGUUUAUUCUACAACCUGCUCCCCAUACUCAUAAAGUACAUUAUAAAUAAAUAAAUAAUAAUUUAUGUUUAAUCUUAGCUCGAUACUCUGAAACAAAUUUGCAAAUAAGUAUUUUUAUACCUACAAUGAAGAAAAAGAAAAAUGAAGAGAUACAAGUGAUUAUGUGCUGAUAAUAUUAAGUCCUAACAAAUAUGCCUUUACUACUAAACAAAAGUCUACUUAGAAACACACACACACAAAAACUCCAAUCCAUUUUUUUCUACUUGAUCAUAGGCUUAGAAUUCCAUCUAAGAGAAAAGUUUCAAUAUAUCAUUGCUACAAGAGAGAAACAUGAGAAAAAAAAACUUCUUCUUAUACAAAAAAAAAAAAAAAAAAAAAAAACCUCGAACUCUCUAUGUAUGCCAUGAUAUUCCUCACUUAGGGAUUUAUUUACUUAUAACAUAAAAUAAAAA
Molecule: messenger RNA, 2427 nt
Organism: Stomoxys calcitrans (stable fly)
Lineage: Eukaryota; Metazoa; Arthropoda; Insecta; Diptera; Muscidae
Product: organic cation transporter protein
Exons: 5
Coding region: 194-1942 (582 amino acids)
Biological process (GO): transmembrane transport
Cellular component (GO): membrane
Molecular function (GO): transmembrane transporter activity
Source: RefSeq, a predicted model, not a curated record